Molecule: messenger RNA, 912 nt
Organism: Drosophila bipectinata
Lineage: Eukaryota; Metazoa; Arthropoda; Insecta; Diptera; Drosophilidae
Gene: MED21
Product: mediator complex subunit 21
Biological process (GO): regulation of transcription by RNA polymerase II
Cellular component (GO): mediator complex
Molecular function (GO): transcription coregulator activity
Source: RefSeq, a predicted model, not a curated record
GGAGAUAUACAUAUAGUAUAUUUUAAGAAAAUUAGAUCCGCAUCCGCAAUAUUACAUCCACCUCGUAAAAAAUUUCAUAUAAAUAUUUGUUUUUAAAAUAUAUUGAUACUUAGAUAUAUUUUUUACGUCCGUAAUUUUGCUAUAAUCGUCCGGUCACACUCUUUUUUCUGCUGUUUCUUAAAUUUGUUUUUGCGUUAUUUUCAUAUUUCCAUCAAUAAAAGAACAUUUUUUGAAAAUACUUCAAUUUUUUAAACACUGCGGAAACAUGGCUGACAGGCUUACGCAGUUGCAAGAUACAGUUAAUCAGCAAGCCGAGCACUUCUGCAACGCUAUUGGAGUUAUACAACAAACAUCGUUUCCAAGUAAAUUUUUAAACUUUGACAGAACAGGUUCACAAACCCCAAAUGCUACUCAUUUAAAUCCACCGGAGGAUUAUGCGCAGCUAUUUGCACAACUAAUUGCUCGAUGCGCCAAAGAUAUUGACACAUUAAUUGAAUCAUUACCAAACGAAGACAGUUCAAUUGAGCUCCAAAAUUCCAGCCUUAAGAAACUGGAAAACGAAAAUCAGGAAACAGCAGUCGAAUUGGAGGAGGUUGUCCAAAAAGGAGAAUUGUUACUUGAAAGAAUUCAAUCUGCUUUGGAAAAUAUUGCACAAGCUCAACUAGAUAUGCAAAUAUCAAUUAAACAAAAUUUUCAAUAAAAAUGUUCAAACAAAAAUAUUUUUGUUUAUAAUAGUUUAUUUUUAUAGCAGUAACUUAACUUCUCCUCUCUUAACUUUCAGACUUUACAAGUUAUUUUUUAUAAAAGUUGUAUUUUUAGUUUAGUAACUAUCUUAUGCCAAUAUGUACAAAUUUUUCUUAUUUAUUAAUUACCGUUUAAGAAUUUGGAAAUAAAACGCUUGUGCUCAACAUA